CUCUACAGGAGGGUCCUACAGUAGUUCAGAGAGACGAGCAGUGGUUGCCAAGUUAAAACGCCGUAUGAGUGCGUGAUAGAAUGGUAUUGCUAACAUUAUGGACAAGACACCUAUACCCUGCCGUAAAGAUUCCCAUCUGCUCACUGCAAGGCAGCCGGAGAGACGCAGCGAAGAUUCAUGCACCACGUCAGCGUCCCUCGCCGACUGCAUCCGAAAAGCUCGGUCCGAGUUAGCAACUUCAUUACCAGGAGGGGGAGCCACCUGCAGUGAAGCCGGCGGGGGUCGCAGGCUGCAUGUAGUGCGCCAUGGAGAGAGGGUCGACUUUACGUUCGGUGGCGACUGGUUCCUUGAAAAUUGCUUCGACUCAUCGGGAAACUACAGGGUUCUUGACGCGAACCUGCCGACAGAAAUCCCGCGCCGCGCCGGCGCCCCCGCGACCUUCGACCGCGACUGUCCCCUCACCAAGGUCGGCGUCGCACAGGCUGCAGCAACCGGGGUUGCGAUGUCGGACGCCGGAGUCGCGAUCACCCGCGCUUACUCAUCGCCCGCGCUACGCUGCGUGCAGACGGCGCGCGAAAUACUCGCCGCGCUCGGAGUCGACCGCCAGGUGGCGCUGCGGAUCGAGCCGGCGCUGUUCGAGUGGAUGACGUGGUUCCGGGAGAUCCGACCGACGUUUCUGACCGCUGCGGAGAUGCUGGACUUUGGUUUCAACAUCGACACGUGCUACGAGUCGAUAAUGGAGGACAGAGAGCUUCACAUUGACGAGACGUUGGACGAGUACUACGCCCGCAGCCACCGCGUCAUGCGCGCCAUCGUCGCCGCGGCAACGCACGACGACGACGACAUCCUCGUCGUCGCUCACGGCGCAUCGCUCGACGUACUUACGCGCAACCUGAUUGGUCGGCUGAGCCGCGACGAGCAAGAGUUCCAGCGGGUGCUGUCGAGAACGCCCUACUGCAGCGCCGCCGCGUGCGAGCAGACGCCCGACGGAUGGAGGCUGGUGGCGCCACCUGCCAGGUCGUUGAGACACGAGAAGUCAUUUCGCCACAACAUUCUCGAAGUGCUUCAGUGAAUGUAGUGGUAAACUCCGAAUGUUUUGCGUGAAAUAAGUGUUAAAGCUCGGAAUGUUUAUUUUAGAUAUACUAAAAUAUAGGCUCUCUUGUCAGAAACAUUGUAGUUAUGACUAAUAUUAUGACUAAAAUACUUCUGACGAUUCACUGGGUUAUAUACAAAUUAUAUACAAAGAGUGCUUAAAAAUCAAGCAAUUCAAUGCAAGUCGUAUCUUUCCUAACAGUAUUGAUUUUUAUAUUAUGUAUUUGUAUGAUGCUAGUAUUUAUGAAAUUAAGAACAUAUACAGUAUUACAGAAAAUGUGCAUUGUUUGGCGUA
Messenger RNA from Priapulus caudatus, 1387 nucleotides. Its product is annotated as protein UBASH3A homolog. NCBI's taxonomy places the organism in Eukaryota, Metazoa, Priapulida, Priapulimorpha, Priapulimorphida, Priapulidae. The record is from RefSeq and is a predicted model, not a curated record. The transcript has 4 exons. The coding region runs from base 98 to 1072 and encodes 324 amino acids.